GCAACAGGUUUUAGAUUCCAAAAUGGCGCCCGAUGUGAUGAUCCCACCACUUCAAAUCUUUAUUAAAGUCGAUAAACGUCUGAGCCAAGACGAAAAAACAGAUAUCAUUCAAAGUAUGAAGAAGAGAUAUCCAGUUAAAUUGAACAGCUUGGACAAUAAGAAUUUCUUGGAGUUACUGGAAGCACUAUUCAAAAUUGGCGCCAUAACAGAAGACCUGUCGCUUAUCACUAAAAUCACUGCGAAUGCAGAGAAAAAGGAAGAAAUCCAAGACAUUAUUGGCAAAUGUGAGCCACUAAAGAAAGAAUUUGUAGGAAGAAAACAAGAUGUUACAAAAAUUCGCUCGAAGCUUACUAAUAAGCUGCCUUGUGUUCCGGGAAUAAAUCUUUUUGGGGAAUCAGGAGUUGGCAAAACAACGCUUGCUCAAGAAAUUGCAAAAUCCCUGAAAGAUUUCAAGCUGAUCACUAUCGAUUUAAGAGGAAUUCUUGAGAUGGGAAAUGUCUAUUUUCAUGUUCUUGACGGAUUCAAACUGCCAGCUUGGGAUAAGGAUAUCAGUAGAUUCAUCUCAUACCUUAAAACUCUGAAAGAUAAAACCCUUUUGAUUCUUGAUAAUGUUGAGCAACUACAUGUUAUCCCAUCAGAGAAAGAGACUGAGAGCCAAAAAGCAGAGUUUUUUGAUUUUCUUCUUGAGAUAGUUACUUCAACAGCUUGUAAAAGUGGURAUUUGAAGCUUCUUYUGACUUCAAGGGAGAGAUUGGAYRAUGCAAAGUUAARGCAAAGAUUGYUUUCUGAUYAURAKGUUCAGCCUUUUGAUGACAAGGUGUCUAAACRCUUUCUUAGUCGUGAUGARAAACAGAUUCCUGGAAUUUCUAAAGAGGAUGAAGAAGCAAAUAUGGAGGAAAUUGUAAAGCUUUGCAAAAAUAUCCCAUACCUAUUACAGGGUGCCAAGCAGAUGCUUAGAGAGGACUUCAGUCCAUCGUCACAGGUGUUGGAAAGGCUUAAGUCUCAGCUAGAGAAAARGGUUCCCAAGGAAUAUGCUUGCYUGGCUGAACAAUUUGAAUCGAUCCCCAAUGACCACCUCAAACAGCUUGCAGUGAAGAUAUCUCUUCUUCAGCAACCUUUCUCUGUCUCUACAGCAACAAAGAUUGGUAAUAUUUCAUCAAAUUAUGAUGCCACUAUUGAUUUAGAAUUGCUAGCAGUUCACAAAGUAAUAUCAAAAGUAGAUGGAAAGAAGUUAAAGUAUGAUAUCCAUGCUCAGUUCAAAGAUUUUGUGAAAAAGUAUCUUUGUAAAGCCCAGCCACAGUACAAAGAGACAUAUCAAGAGGGAGAAAAACAUUUUUUUUCUCACUUCUCCAGUAAAAUGAGCAAACUUGCUCAACAUUUAGAUAAAGAGUUUGUCAAUGUCUAUUCAAAGCUUGAAGGAAACCGCGCUAAUUUUGAGCUGGCCAUUGACAUUUCAAAGAAACGAAGUGAAGUCUUUGAUGUUCUUCUCCAUUCUGAUGAGCAUAACGAGGCUGCUUUGAUGGGCCUUUUGUUUGAAGCAUUGAAAGACAUCAAUGAAAGAAAGAUGCUGUAUUCACAGUGGGCUGAAAAUGCAGAAAAUUCAGGGAAAUGGUUGACCAGUGCACAGUUAAGAUGCUGGCAGGCUUUACAGGGAGCAGACAUGGAAGGAACACGUGAUGCCAAUGAAGCGCUCCGCAUUGCAGAAGAAUCCCUGAAAAAGGCAGAGCAGCAACCGCAACAGCCGCAGGAACAACUUGAUUCUGCUAAAAGCCUGUUCCUUCAUGCCAGUGGAAGAAUUAAGUGGCUCCAUGCUUCAAAAUCGCAGGACUCAAAAGAAAAGAAAGACGAAAUUCAAGAAGGAAUUAGAAAUUUAAAAGAAGCUUUGCAGCUGAGUGAGGAUGCAACAAAACAACAAGCCAGUACCAUGAAUGCUCGGAUUAUCAAUCUGAUUGGGAAUUGCUACAUGGAGCUAAACGAUCCUUCGACUGCAGAGACGUACUUUCUCAGCGCAUUGGAAAUGAAAAGGAAACUUGUUGGGAGCGACAGCCACUGGGAGAUCCCCACAUACUACAACCAAAUUGCGCAGGUUCACGAGAGACGUGGUAUGGAAAUGGAAAAGUCUUUUUUCGCGUUUUGGUAUAGAAAGAAAAUUGAUGCAGAAUACAAUGCUGCAGUAGAAUGGAUGGAAAGAGCUCUUAAACUCCAAGACGAUUUAGGCGUCAGUGAUACAGAACACACCGCCACAUUUCAAAGAAAUCUUGCAAACUCUUUAAUCGGUAUUAGGGAUUAUGACAAGGCGCUGUCAUAUGCAAACAUGUGUUAUGAAAACAGACUAAAACGGCUGGGUGAACAUCCUGAGACUGCUAGGAUUCUGUACCUAACAGGAAUUAUAAACGAGUGGAGGAAAGAUAUCGAGAGUGCAUGCAAAAGCUACGAAGAGGCUUUUGAAAUGGAAGAAGCACUUCCAGAAUACAAUCACAGCAUUGUGAGGAUAUUGAUUCGGGAGAGAUUGGAGGCGAUGUACAAAAAGCUGAAACUAAAGAAUAAGAUAGAAGAGCUUAAAAAGAGAAUUAAAGAGAUAGAAGAGCACUCCAAUUUGCAGCCUUCUGGAUCUGCUACUGAAACCUCCAGGGAAACAGAGGCGCCAAAUAUAUCAGAAGACUCAGAUAACUCCGAUGUGCCAUCAGAUGAUUAUAGUGACAUCAUGGAUGCCUGUAACGUUUAUAUUACUGUCAACCAACAAGGCGGAACGUACAACCAUUUGACAAGAGGUUUCUGUCUUCAAUUCCCUCCUGAUUGCGUCAAAGAAGCUACACGGAUAAAGUGCGAGGCGUCAUCAAAAACAACCCUCCCCUCCCCUGCUCAUCCAAUGGAGUGUCUCGUUAGCUCUGUCGUUCAAAUUAGACCAUGUUCCGUGCAACUCAAAAUAAUAAAGCCUUUUGUUAUGAUACUACUGCAUUGUGGGGUUGAGAAAUCAAAGGGAUAUGAAACUAAAGUGAAAGUCUUCUAUGAAGAAAGUGGAAAAUGGGAAGAAAUGGAAGAACUGCAAGAAGAAUCGAUACCUUUUGUACAUGUAAACAUUGAUCCCCCUUCGUUGAAGUACGUUAGAAUACAGCCUUCAAAAAUGGCAGCCGUAGCAGUAGUUUCCAGGCUUGUCACCGAUACGUUCGAGGUACCAGUCAGCGGUUGCGUUGUCAAGUCGAGCGUUUGUCCUGACGUCACGCUUCGUUUUCCUGAAGGGGCCGUUGAUAAGCCGAACAAAGGAAGCUUACAGAUCAUCCCAAUUCCUGAUCACGUUAUUUCUGAAUAUGAAGCGAUUCCAAGUCCAGUUUUGCUGUUACAUGGCUUCGAGAAUGUUACUUUCUGUGAACCCGUUCGCAUUACGGUUCCUUGUGCGUCCCUUUCUGGCAGCAUUCGGCUCCUGCGUCUGGACGAUAUAAGAAAUCCGCCUUUUCACUGGAAAGACAUCACUUCAGAUGACAUUAAACCUAAGAUACAUAACCAUGUUAUAGAACUGGAAGUAAAGCGAUUUUGUGGGCUUUGGGGUUGGAUUACGUCAGCAAGAGAUAUACUCAUCGAGAAAGCCCUCAUUCUUUAUUCCCAUAUAUGUGUACAUCCUUGCCGUGUCGUCUUUGAAGCCUACCAUAGAAAACCUGAAACCUUGGAAAGCAAAGAGUUCGACUUGAUGCUUGUAUGUGUCACGUACGAUGAACAACCAAAGGUUGAAGAAAGACUAAAACAACACUACUACUACCUUAAACAUGCUACACCAGAUGACGGUAUGCGAACGAAUGAAAGAGCCUUUCCUAAAUUUGAAGGAGAAGAGCAGUUAAAAUGGGAUCAGGACUUCUUUCUUGAAUUUCCAGGGUUUGGGGGAGGAUCGUGUGAAAAACCGCUCAACUUAGAGACUAAUCUUACCAAGAUUGAUCUCAAAUUUUAUCGCGAUAAAGAAACAGAGAAAAACCUUCUUUGCAAAUUACCCGGCUUGAAAAAGAAGCAAGGAGCAACGGAGCAAAGACAAGAAAAUACACCAUCACAGGAGACUUAUAGUGAACGCAAGAUCUGGGUCGAAUAUUGUGGAAUCACCUUUGAUAUUCUAAGAGACAUUUCUGAACAAGAUGCUGAUCAUUUACUUCAACUCUUCGACGAAGAAAAAGUUAAAGACACCAUACAUGGAUUUAAGAAGCGAUGGUAUGACGAUAAUGGUGUGGAGGAGUUCUUGUCUUUGCUCCAUAACAUCCCAUAUCAUAAAGUGUACGAAGCGUUGAAUAAACCAGAUCAAAACACACAAGACCGCCUGGAUCACAUUUUGAAAAAGAUUCAAUAUGGUCACAAGAUCACUGCAGAGACUUCUCUUCUUAAUAUUCCCCAAAAAUUGACAAACACAAUAAGCAAUAUGUCGACUAAAUCCAUAAAAGAUUACAAGAAGUUCGGUCAACUUUUAGGACUAAGCGAGGAAAACCUUAAAUCGUUAGAGUCUUCUCCUGCAGUUCUCAGUUUCUGGAAAGAAAAUAACAAGGAGACGGGAAAAGUCGCUGACUUGCUCAAAGCUUUGAGAGAGUGUUGCGCUGAUGAUCUUGCUAAAGAUCUGGCGAAGAUUAUAACCAAGAUAGCCAGGGAUAACACCGUAUCACAGGCUUCGGAACGCGAAAGCACCAGGGAGGUCACUGUUACCGAAACCCGGGCUGCUGAACGCGAGGAAAACAGUAGAGUCAUUGUUUCCGAAUCACAGGUUGCCGAACGCAAAAGCAACAGGGAGGUCGCUAUUACUGAAAACCGGGCUGCUAAACACGAAGACAACAGUGGAAUCAGUAAAAACCAAUACUCUGGUCACUGGAAAGACGAUCCAGAUUCAAGCGAUGUGUACAGGAUGAAAAGUAACCCCAGAGGAUUGAUGGUCAUCAUUAACAUCCAGAAAUUUGCUGUUGACCCUACACAUGAAAACCGAGAGGAGCUCAUGAAAGAAUUGACCGAGCGCGAAGGUUCUGAGAGGGAUGUUGAUAAACUAACUGAUCUUUUCAGUGGAAAGCUAAAUUUCAAAGUCUGCACCAUCAUAGACAAACCAAGAAUUGAAAUUUUGGGAGAACUGCGAAGAUUUGCUGAAGACUCUGCCUACAAAGAUUACGACUGUCUUGCAGUGUGCAUCAUGAGUCAUGGAAAAGACGACAAAUUCUACGCAUACGAUGGAAAACCAAUCAAAGUCUCAGCUGUUUACAACAUGUUCUCCAACUCGAUGUGUGAGGUUUUUCGCUUCAAGCCAAAGCUGUUUUUUAUACAAGCAUGCMGUSGACMAARGGGCAGUAAGUUUGUCGCAGCCGAUGGGCCAUCGGUAGAAUCUUCAGCACAGCAUCCACAUACAGAGAGCAAAGAUGCUGAUAUGGCAGACAUGCUCAUCGCUUACUCUAGUUUUGAAGAUUACACCUCAUACCGACACUCGGAAGAAGGAAGCUAUUUCAUCCAAAGCUUGGUUCGAUUUUUCCGAGAAUAUGCAGAUUCGGAACAUGUUGAGGAGCUAUUGACAAGAGUUAAAAAUGAAGUUCACAGGCUUAUACAAGAGACAUCGCAAGGCCGAACACAAAUCCCUGCUCCUGUAUCAACACUCCGCAAGAAACUGUAUUUCUGGCCAGGAAUGGAUUUUAAUACGUGAUCUAAGCAUAGUUAACUAUGAUCUAAGGAAUACAUAGAUGUAAAAAUGGUGAGCUCUAGAAAACUCAAACUUUACUCACAUUCGGAUUACGUUUAGGACUCAGCGAGGAAGAUCUUGAUACACUACACUCUUCAUCUUCAGUUUUAAAGAUAGUUCUAGAUAAAAAUAAUAAUACAAUUGGCAGGGUUACUUCAAUGCUUUGAGAAAGUGUUGGGCUCGUUUCCCUGAACAGCAACUAGCGGACAUUAUAACCACGAUGGUUAAAUUAGGAUGAAUCCUGUAGCUUAUGCUUAGCUUUUGCGGAAGAAAUUUUCUGGAGUAGUUUUUGUUGAGGUAUUUUAAAUGGAUUUAUCGUUUUAUAGACGCCUAAAAAUAUAGCAAACAUUAGUAUCAAUCGUGAUAUUUAAUAAUUUUUAGAGAAAACAGGUAUUUUCUUAAGAUAUUUUUAAUCUUUGUAUUUCAAUUGAAAUGUAGGUAUAUAGUUUUAUAGUUCUAGCUAGAAUAUUUUAUGAAAUAGCUCAAAGCUGUGUMAAUUAUAAUSAUGUGGUAGUCUACAAUUAGAAAGUUUUAUAAUCUUGCGAUAAAAUGGUAUUUUACUUUGUAUCAUGAACAAAAUGUUUGUAAAUUAUCUAUCCGUUUUGCAGUGCUAGUAGGAUUAAAGGAGUAUCCAAGU
Messenger RNA from Exaiptasia diaphana, 6320 nucleotides. RefSeq lists its product as uncharacterized. The transcript is spliced from 15 exons. The record is from RefSeq and is a predicted model, not a curated record. The coding region runs from base 23 to 5647 and encodes 1874 amino acids. Lineage: Eukaryota; Metazoa; Cnidaria; Anthozoa; Actiniaria; Aiptasiidae. Gene Ontology annotation, biological process: signal transduction; proteolysis. Gene Ontology annotation, molecular function: ATP hydrolysis activity; protein binding; cysteine-type endopeptidase activity.